This is a messenger RNA of Nycticebus coucang (slow loris), 4299 nucleotides long. It is a transcript of the gene ZNF135, whose product is annotated as zinc finger protein 135. Bases 471 to 1916 code for a protein of 481 amino acids. Lineage: Eukaryota; Metazoa; Chordata; Mammalia; Primates; Lorisidae. The transcript is spliced from 3 exons. The record is from RefSeq and is a predicted model, not a curated record.
CCGCGGCCUUUGUCUCCUUGGGGCGGGUUCCCCAUCUGUCACAUCGCAGGAAGAUACCUGACCUGGUGCCUAUGGGCUAAGGCGAGGCCUACCACAUCAGCCUCCUAUAUGCACUUUCCCACCAGAAUAGAGGCUGAUGUCCCUUCAAGAAACCACAGCAGGUGAUGACCCUUUGGCCCAGCUGGGUCGGACUUGGAAGUCAGACCCAAAUUCAAACUGUCAGCUCCAAAGCAAGGCAUCUUUGAAGAACUGUUCACCAGUGUCAUCUUGGUAGAAAGAUUCCUGUGGGAUGGUCUGUGGUACUGCAAGGUAAGGACACCCAGGGCUGCUGGGAGUGUCGGCGUGAGUGCCUAGAGAGCUGCGUGGCAUAGGCAGCUAUCACACCUAGGGAGACACCAACUCAGAAGCAGUGGCAGGGGAAUGGGCUUGAGGAAGACUUGAGCGUUAACCCUGAUUUCUCAACUCAACCAAUGACUCCAGAAAGACACAGCAUGCAUAUGUGGAGAACAGACAAAAAGAUGGAGAAACCAGACUCAAACUUGAAUACUAAACAGAAAACCUGCAGAAAAGAGAAACCUUACAAAUGUCAGGAAUGCGGAAAGGCCUUUAGUCACAGCUCAGCACUUGUUGAACACCACCGAACACACACAGGAGAGAGACCUUAUGAAUGUCACGAAUGUGGAAAAGGCUUCCGAAACAGCUCAGCACUUACCAAACACCAGAGAAUCCAUACUGGGGAGAAACCCUAUAAAUGCACUCAGUGUGGAAGAACCUUUAACCAGAUUGCCCCACUGAUCCAGCAUCAGAGAACUCACACGGGCGAGAAGCCCUAUGAGUGCAGUGAAUGUGGGAAAUCUUUCAGUUUUAGAUCCUCCUUCAGCCAACACGAGCGGACUCACACAGGUGAGAAGCCCUAUGAGUGCAGCGAAUGUGGAAAAGCCUUCCGCCAAAGUAUCCACCUCACCCAACACCUGCGAAUCCACACUGGGGAGAAACCCUAUCAGUGUGGAGAGUGUGGCAAGGCCUUCAGCCACAGUUCAUCCUUGACCAAACACCAGCGAAUUCAUAGUGGGGAAAAGCCCUAUGAGUGCCAUGAGUGUGGAAAAGCCUUCACUCAGAUCACACCACUGAUUCAGCAUCAGAGGACCCACACCGGGGAGAAGCCCUAUGAGUGUAGUGAAUGUGGGAAGGCAUUCAGCCAGAGCACACUUCUGACCGAGCACCGGAGGAUUCACACAGGCGAGAAGCCCUAUGGAUGCAACGAGUGUGGGAAAACCUUCAGCCAUAGCUCCUCACUUAGCCAGCACGAGCGGACCCACACAGGCGAGAAGCCUUAUGAGUGCCAUCAGUGUGGGAAGGCAUUCCGGCAGAGCACACACCUCACUCAGCAUCAAAGGAUCCACACAGGGGAGAAACCCUAUGAAUGCAGUGACUGUGGCAAGGCCUUCAGCCACAGCUCAUCCCUAACCAAACAUCAGCGGAUCCACACGGGGGAAAAGCCCUAUGAAUGUAAUGAGUGUGGCAGAGCCUUCAGCCAACUUGCUCCCCUCAUUCAGCACCAGAGGAUCCACACUGGGGAGAAGCCCUAUGAAUGUAAUGAGUGCAGCAGAGCCUUUAGUCAGAGCUCCCUUCUCAUUGAACAUCAGAGGAUUCACACCAAGGAAAAGCCCUAUGGGUGUAAAGAGUGCGGGAAAUCCUUCAGUCACAGCUCCUCACUCAGCCAGCAUGAAAGGACACAUACUGGAGAAAAGCCCUAUGAAUGCCAGGAUUGUGGUAAGUCCUUCAGGCAGAGCACCCACCUCACUCAGCACCGGAGGAUCCACACAGGAGAGAAGCCGUAUUCAUGCAGGGAUUGUGGGAAGGCCUUUACACACAGCUCCUCCCUUACUAAGCACCAGAGAACUCACACUGGGUAGACCCCACUCCACCUGUGCUGGGGAUGUGGGGAAACCUUAAGCCAUAGCUCAUCCUUUCCUAGACUUGUUUCAUGCUAACAAGAAACAAUAUGUAUUUAUACACAAGCCUUUGUAUACAACACACUCCUCAGGCACCCUCAGAGUUUGUACUGACAGAAAUGACCAUGGGACCACUGAGUUCUGGGUCAUCAUCCCCAGACCCAAACAGCAGGGAAACAUGGAGAUAACCAACAUUCAGAACCUUCAGCCUUGAGUGCCCAUUAGUGCUAUGUGAUAGAACCUACAAAAGAAAUGGAACAAAUACAUUGGAUCUGGGGAUGGCUUCUGUCCCAGGAUUCACCAUAUUCCAAAUCAGAGAUAUUCAAAGUGGUGAGAAACCAAACAAAUGCCUUUCAUAUAAAAGAACCAAAUGAAGUCAGAAUUUGCCAUGAUUGCACUUUACGUUCUUAGGAGGGAAAGUGUUUAUGAAAGGUACAGUUGACUCUAAUAUUCCCAAGCUACAAUGUGGCAGUGUUCCAGAAGUGAGAGUGGCAUCUUUAGGGAAUCACCAUGGAUGCUGUUUCAGUACAAAGCUUUCUGAUUUGUGUGUAAAUUGUGUGAUCAGGGUACAUGGCAGCCAGUCUCACAGAUUUGAAUUCCAUAUAACAAAGAAUUAAUGCACUAUACACAGAUUUUAAAUCAGUUAUUCCUACAUUAUUUUGCAGUAAAUUAAAGCUUAUACACAAUGUGAUUGAAAAGCUUUGUACGGGAAAAUUUGAAGAGUAAACUUGCUUCCAUGGAGUCUCACAGACUCUGAGGUGGCUUUUGCUGCUCUGUUCUUGGUAUAAAUUUCUCUGUAGGACUCACAGGUAUUAGAAAUGCAGUGUUUGCUGUUUUACAAAAAGAGAAAGAUUUUUUCCUUUGUUUAAGCCACCAUCUCAUAAGCAAUGUUAGAACCUUAUGUUCUGCAAGAUUUGGGAAAUGUACAAGGUAAUCUACUCUUAAGGAGUUGCCCCCUUGGGCGGCGCCUGUGGCUCAAAGGAGUAGGGUGCCGGUCCCACAUGCCGGAGGUGGCAGGUUCAAACCUAGCCCCGGCCAAAAAAAAAACAAAAAAAAAAGGAGUUGCCCCUUAACCAGCACCAUCUCCUUUUUGUUUUAGCAAAAGCCCCAGUAAAGCCUUGCUUGCUUAAAUCUCUCUGGUCUCAGGGAUGAGGGACAGCUCCAACUCAUGGUCUCAUGCCCCUAAUACAACCACUAUUUUCAUUUUACAGUUUAUCUGCUGGGAUUUGAUGGUGUGCACCACAUUUUACACAAUUACAGUAGAAUGUUUGUAUUCUACUUCUUGAACUACACUUGAAAAUUAUUCUUCCAUUUUGCUAGUCUUAAUCAUUAAUGCCUUUUUAACUAUUCCUUUGACUGCCUGUACCAAAAUUUAAGUCAUAUUUCCUCUAUAAUUGGGUAUUUUUUUUUUUUUGUAGAGACGGAGUCUCACUGUACCGCCCUCGGGUAGAGUGCUGUGGCGUCACACGGCUCACAGCAACCUCCAACUCCUGGGCUUACGCGAUUCCCUUGCCUCAGCCUUCUGAGCAGCUGGGACUACAGGCACCCGCCACAAAGCCCGGCUAUUUUUUUGUUGCAGUUUGGCCAGGGCUGGGCUUGAACCCGCCACCCUCGGCAUAUGGGGCCGGCACCCUACUCACUGAGCCACAGGCGCCGUCCUAUAAUUGGGUAUUUAAAUUCAUGCAAAGAUUUAAGUAAAUCUUAGUUAUGCAAAGAUUAAGUAAAUCUUAGUAACUUGUGUAUAUUUUACUUUAAUAUCCCACCUAGAUCCAUAAAGGACUUCAGCUUUUGUUAUAGCUUUUCCCUUGUUUUCAUUAAUUCUUUAGGAAAAAUCAUCAUGCAUGAAAUUAAAGGUUAAAGGAACACAAAUGCGAUAGUGUUUUGUUUUGUUGUCUCCUGAAAGGCAAUAGACAGAACCUUAGUGUUUUUUCUGUUUGUUUGUUUUUUGAGACAGAGUCUCACUAUGUCACCCUGGGUAGAGUGCCAGGGCAUCACGGCUCACAGCAACCUCAAACUCUCUUGGGCUAAAGCGAUUCUCUUGCCUCAGUCUCCCAAGUAGCUGGGAUUAUAGGCACCCGCCGGAAUGCCCAGCUAUUUUUGUUGUUGUUGUUGCAGUUGUCAUUGUUGUUUUAGCUGGUCUGGGCUGAGUUCGGACCCACCAGCCUCGGUGUAUGUGAAUGGUGCCCUACCCACUGAGCUACAGGGGUUGCCUGGUUUUGUUUUGUUUGAGACAGAGACUCACUUGUCACCCUCAGCAGAGUGCUAUGGCAUCAUAGCUCACAGCAGCCUCAAACUCUUGGGCUCAAGCCAUUCUCUUGCCUCAGCCUCCCAAGUAGCUGGGACU